This is a messenger RNA of Cryptotermes secundus, 2452 nucleotides long. RefSeq lists its product as uncharacterized. Gene Ontology annotation, cellular component: membrane. The record is from RefSeq and is a predicted model, not a curated record. The coding region runs from base 287 to 1222 and encodes 311 amino acids. NCBI's taxonomy places the organism in Eukaryota, Metazoa, Arthropoda, Insecta, Blattodea, Kalotermitidae. The transcript has 6 exons. Gene Ontology annotation, molecular function: oxidoreductase activity, acting on the CH-CH group of donors. Gene Ontology annotation, biological process: lipid metabolic process.
GCGCAGAUCGGCGCAGAUCAUGUCAGUUUACGUCGAGCCGCUGUGCUCUAAGGCUCUAAGGUUCGUGGUCGGGUGUUGUUAUUUAUAAUGUGCUUUUUACUAGUCUGUACAGACAUACACUGAAUAACAUUAUCGAAACAUGUUCGUAUUGUAACUCUGUGGGUGUUCUACACCAUAUGGAGAUCAAUUCAGAUACCGGGAUGCUGACAGAAACGGCGGUUAUGAAUGAGGAAACUUCAACAAUGAUACUAUUUUAAACUUGUCGUUUCGGUUGCAGAGGCCUGUGAUGGCGGUCCAGAUUCUAGAUGAUCACCACUUGGCAAUCUGCGCCAUUGUGACCGUGACCGUGCAGUUCAUAUUCUUCACCAUAGCCGCCACCUUUCAGUUAGACAAGCUGACAGACUUUGCUGGCGGCACCAAUUUCAUUAUACUGGCUCUGCUUACCCUAUUUCUGGCGCAGACUUAUGAUAAUCGGCAAUUAAUGGUCACUGCGUUCAUCUGUCUAUGGGGGAUUCGUUUAUCAGGAUACCUGCUUUAUCGUAUUCUGAAGAUAGGCCGUGACAAACGCUUUGAUGAUAAACGAAGUAAUGUGAUUCGAUUUGCUGUCUUCUGGACCUUUCAGGCUAUUUGGGUGUAUAUAGUGAGUCUUCCAGUGAUGUUCAUUAACUCCCCCCACAAUUCAAUUCCUCCAGCUCCCCGGACAAUGACAACACUGGAUUCUGCUGGCACAGGACUAUUUGUUAUUGGCCUUUUGGCAGAAACAUAUGCAGAUCUCCAGAAAUUCCAGUUCCGCCAAGAUCCUGCUAAUAUUGGCAAAUGGUGCAAUGAUGGCUUGUGGAGAUUAUCUCGCCAUCCGAACUACUUUGGGGAGAUAGUGCUGUGGUGGGGGAUCUUUAUCAUUUCACUGAAUGUUCUUGAAGGGCUGGAAUGGUUUGCCAUUCUCUCUCCGAUCUUCACGACACUCAUCAUCCUCUUCCUCUCAGGAAUGCCUCUUUUGGAGAAAUCAUCAGACGACAAAUAUCGAGACAAUGCGGAAUAUCGUUACUACAAAGCAUCUACAUCUCCUCUAAUCCCAAUACCUCCAUCCUUUUAUGUGGAGGUUCCAAGGUUUUUGAAAUUUCUUCUGUGUUGUGAAUAUCCCCUCUAUGAUUCAUUGGAUAUCCCAGUUCCUGCAACGAUCACCGAGUCCACUAGCAUCUCCCCGAUUCAGUCGCAAACAUAGCUACAGCAGUCAGCUAGUCAUGAACCAGCGACUAGCUUCAAUAAAGCUACAGGAAGUAUUACCACAACUUUGUGAUGUUCUGGUCUCAUCUAGUCAAUUAUGUGCAUCAAAAUAGAUUACUCAGUUGAUUGCAUUUGAGAGUACAAACGUGAAAGUUUGAGCAGAGACCCAAAGCAAGUUGAUGAACACAUCGUGAAAAAUUGUACUCAACUCUAUCAUUGGCAAUAUAACAACAUAUCCAAGACAAGAAUUACCUGCUUAAAGAUGGGAACUGUGUAACACAUUAUAUACUCAUACAUGACAGUCAUUUACAUUUCCGUAUACGCUCAAGUAAUUCCCCCCCCCCUCCCAGCACGCCAUUCCUCUUCCAUCUUUAAUUCUAGGAUAGAGGUCACAAUAUAUGGGAUCAGUGGUGACAAAAUGGAUGACCAAUAUGGACUUACAAAAAAAAGAAGGAAUUAGUUUUAUGACUUCUGUAGUUAAAACGGAUAUAUACAGUAUUUUUAAUGUAGUGAAGUUGUUAGAAAUCUUGUCCAGUUCCUCAGCUAUAAUAUGUCUGCAGGUACAGUCAUGCAUAGUGAAUAUUACAUUCUCAAAGAGAAAGUUCCUGGAUACAAAAUUUGUGAUGAAAGCAGAUUGUAGUAAGCUGCAGAUAUUUCAUAACUCAGCUCCAUGGUGCAGGAUGUUCUUUGUGCAGACAUAGGUACUCAGCUUUUCAAGAAAUUUUUUGUUAUGGAACCUGAAUGUUCAUCACUGCCAUUUGACCCUGUCACAAGUUAGUUUAGACUCAGUUACACCUCUGCCAUGUAUUUCCUUGUCUAUUUCAACAUGUAUUCAACUAUAUUGCUUAGAUGUGCCAAAGUCUCUAUCCGGUUCCAAGGUGGAUUCAGCUCGUAAUAUUCUAAACUUCCAUGAUGAGGGGUUGUCAGCCUUAUGCCUAAUUCUCCACACUAGGGACCACCCUUUGUCAGCCAGCUAUGGUUGCUGAUUCAGCAUGUUCAUGUCCAUGUGCUAGUAGUCUUCUCUUUUGAAAACUGAGAAUUUGCCAUGCAGUUGCCUCACUUAAGAUUGAAUAGGUGAAAGUAAAAGCAGUAAUAUCUUCCUUUAAUAUAAAGCAGGGACGGGUAAGCCUAUUGUGAUAGCAAAUAAUGGUAUAUGCAGUCAACUCUCGGUUAUUUGCAAGCAUGUGUCUCAUGUUAGAAAUAACAAGCUUGGACAAAUUAAAGAACA